AUGUGGCAAGCUUUGUUUCUGCUGCUAAUAGGCGCAGCUUGGGCGCAGCAGCAAUCGCAAUCCUCCUUGCCCACAAAGCAGCUUAAGCUUUGGCUGACAAUCAGCGCCAGAAAACGUUUCCUGGAAGUGUCUUGGCAACAUGCGCCUGCUCGAGAAGGCGAUCAUGUGCUGCUGACGGCACAGAAUCCGACUAACUUUGAGCGCCGCGUGCUGCCCCGAGGCACACCACUGGCAGCCUUUCACAGCGAAGAGGGCAGCGGCGCUGGCGAAGAUCAGCCUGCCUAUGUGCCGGUCCAUGGCUACACCAGCACGCCCAGUUCGGUUAUUCGCGCAGUGCCGAGCAGCAACCAUCAAUACUGGGUGUCCAACGGUGGAAGUGUGGAAGUUGUGGCUGCCAUUAAGCCCAGCCUGGCGGCACAAUGGUUCACCACAGGCGUGCCCUUUGAUUACGCUCUGUCGCGCAAUGUAACCACGCAUACCGACUGCUAUGGUUACUGGGCCAGUUAUAUAGAUGACCAGGGGCGUAUUCUCAGCAAGACUUGUCUGCGCGCCUAUCCACGCUGGAUGCGUGAUUUGCAUCCUGUUAUUGGUGAGCUGCGUCUGCGCGAUCUCUUCAUACCCGGCACACAUGAUUCUGGCUCCUAUCGACCCAACUUUGAUCCACUCUUGCGCGAGAAUCUGGUGACCAAGUAUGCGCUUACACAGGAUGAUAAUAUACGUGGCCAGCUGCUGCAUGGCGCACGCUACUUGGAUAUACGCGUGGGUUACUAUCGUCCGUCGGAGGAAAAGUUCUUUAUAUAUCAUGGCAUCACCAAGCAGCGGCCACUGCAGGAGGUCAUUGAUCAGGUCAAGGACUUUGUGCUGGAAACAAAUGAGAUUGUUAUAUUUGGUCUAAAAGAGUUUCCAGUGGGCUUUGGCAAGGGGCUGGGCGUGCAUAGGCUGCUGGUAAGUUAUUUGCGUGAACAGUUUGGUGAUCUGCUGGUGCAUCCAUCGCUCAGCUGGCAUGCCACAAUGAACGAUAUGUGGAAGCUGCAACAGAAUGUCAUACUGGCUUACGAUAAGGAGGAAGUAGUGCAGGACUUUCCACAACUCUUGUUUGGCGGCGUGGAGCAGCGUUGGGGCAAUGUGCAGACCUGGAUGCGACUGGAGCGACACUUGCGCUUUAUCAAUGACUUUGAUGUGUCGCGCUUCUCGAGUCGCCCUGUUGUGGACAUGGCUGAGCUUACACCAGAGACUUGGGAUGUUAUAUUGGACAAACAUGGCGGACUGCGUAAGAUGGCCGACAAUAUUAACUGGCGCAUCUCGCAGCUGUAUCGCGAUGAGCUGGGCAAUCACGCCAACAUUGUGGCCGCUGACUUUAUACGCGGCACUACGCUCAUGGAUACUGCGUUGGAGUUAAACAGACGCAAGCCGGUGUAGUAACAAUAUUUAUAUAUUAUAUAUAUGUAUGUAUAUAUCCACUAGCCAUAUUGUAGUGUUAGUUGUAGUUGGCUUAAAGUCUAGUUACUGCGUAUACAAUAAAUUUUCCCUAAAAAUGUCACAACGAAUGGCAAGAGAGCGCUGCAUUGCUGAAGCUAACUUAAAUAAAUACAAAGUUAAUACACAAAAAA
This is a messenger RNA of Drosophila busckii, 1610 nucleotides long. RefSeq names its product PI-PLC X domain-containing protein 1 (gene PLCXD). Gene Ontology annotation, molecular function: phosphoric diester hydrolase activity. The coding region runs from base 1 to 1419 and encodes 472 amino acids. The record is from RefSeq and is a predicted model, not a curated record. NCBI's taxonomy places the organism in Eukaryota, Metazoa, Arthropoda, Insecta, Diptera, Drosophilidae. The transcript is spliced from 3 exons. Gene Ontology annotation, biological process: lipid metabolic process.